Notechis scutatus (mainland tiger snake) is the source of this 1322-nucleotide messenger RNA. RefSeq names its product EEF1A lysine methyltransferase 1 (gene EEF1AKMT1). Gene Ontology annotation, molecular function: protein-lysine N-methyltransferase activity; nucleic acid binding. The record is from RefSeq and is a predicted model, not a curated record. Gene Ontology annotation, biological process: methylation. Lineage: Eukaryota; Metazoa; Chordata; Lepidosauria; Squamata; Elapidae.
GGCGGAGUUCCGAGAGAGAAGGGAGAAAGGAAAGAGGCGGGCGGGAGGCCAGAGGCCUAGGCUGCCGAAAUGAAUGAUGAUGAUGAUGUUCCUCAGCUUUCAACUGAAGCUUUAGCUGCUCUGCAGGAGUUCUAUGUCGAGCAACAACAGAGAGAAGCUAAGACUACUGAUAAAACUCACAGUUAUUCAGUUGGCUCUAUUGAAGAGAACUGGCAACUGAGCCAGUUUUGGUAUGAUCCUGAGACAGCAUUUUGUUUAGCUAAUGAGGCCAUAAGAGCAGCUGGGAAAGGUGGCAGGAUAGCUUGUGUCAGUGCCCCGAGUGUUUAUCAGAAACUGAAAGAGCAAGACUGCCAAGGCUUUUCAACCUGCAUUUUGGAGUAUGACCAAAGAUUUUCUGUGUAUGGAACCGAGUAUAUUUUCUACGAUUACAACAGCCCUUUGAAACUUCCAGCCCACCUUGAAGCACAUAGUUUUGAUAUUGUCUUGGCAGAUCCACCCUACCUAUCUGAAGAAUGUCUCCAAAAAAUAGCAGAAACGAUUAAAUACUUAACUAAAGGAAAGAUUCUGCUCUGCACAGGUUUAAUCAUGGAAGAAUAUGCUGCUAAAUAUCUUGGUGUGAAAAUGUGCAAGUUUAUUCCAAGACAUGCUCGAAAUUUAGCUAAUGAAUUUCGAUGCUAUGUGAAUUAUGAUUCUGGACUCGAUUUGGAUACUCUCUCUUGAUACCCCCAAUAAAUAUUAAUAGGAUUUUUCAAGCUGGAGUGAUUUUUCCUUUUCUGACAAAGUAAACACCUUCCAUUUCUUUUUUUAAUGAUGUUAUCCAUCAUCAUUUUUUGUUUCUGUUACGUUUUGGCUGAUAUGACUCCCUUUGUAAGGGAGAUAGGCAAUUUAUAAAUUUGAUAAAAAAAUAUUUUUCUAGGUUUGCUUUUUGGUAUCUUAUGUAGAAGGAGGUGCUAUUAUCCAUAAUUAGAGUAUAGUGUUGAUUUUAACAAUUUGAUACACAUACUGGAGAGCUACCUUUCUGAAAUAGAGAAGGGAUAAUAAUUAUUUCAAUAUAUUGAAUUUCCUCUCCCUUGUAUUAAAGGAGUCGUAUGAAUAUUGCUUCUUUCAGGCAUAAAAGACCAUCAGUGCAUUAAAACAUUAGGAAUGCAUUCACAAUAUUAUUUUACUAUACACCAUUCUGCAUGAUCUUUAUUUUACUUUGUACAGUAAUAUAUGGGUCUCUACUUAAAAACAUUUUUUGAUGGAGGAGAUAAAGAGUUCUCUUUUUAAAUCCACACUGGGCUUGACCAGGCAAACUGCAAUAAAGUAAUUUUUUUUUCAAC